GCUUCGCUAGAAAGUGGAAGCUGAGCCAUGUCCAUGGCGUCGUCUUCUUCUCUUGCGACCCAAUCCUUUUAUACUUCAUUUCCUCUACCUCACCGACUUCACUUCCAUGAACCAUAUCUUCUUCUUCGCUCUUCACUUUAUCGAAAACCCAUUCUUUGUCUCUCUGCUAGUUCUUCCCCAUCGUCAUCUUCUUCUUCUUCCAUUUUCCUCUCCUGCUUCGAUGACCCUUUACCAGAUAAGAUUCAACAACCAGAAAAUUCGACAAAUAUUAACCAAGAAGAUGAAGAUGAAGAAGAAGAAGAAGAAGGAGAUGAUUCCACAGACCCAAUUCUUAAAUUCUUCAAGUCACGAACUUUAACAUCGGAAUUGACCCAAGACCCAGCUCGUGAAUCCAAAUUCUCCCUCCAGAAGAAUCGUCGAACUUCGUGGCGCUUGGCUUCAGACUUCGCUGACCCCGGAACGGAGAUCGAUUCCGAGCCUGAGGAAUCCGUCUCUGUGACAAACCAACAAACACUUGGUGUGCAUACUCCAUUCGAAAGUGGCGUCGCUGGGGAAAUCCUGGAACUUGCUAAGAAUUUGAAAGAGAAUCAAACUUUGGGAGAGAUGUUAUCAGGUUUCGAAAGAAGGGUUAGCGAAACAGAGUGUGUAGAGGCAUUGGUGAUGAUGGGUGAAUUUGGUUUUGUGAAGAGUUGUUUGUAUUUCUAUGAGUGGAUGAGUUUGCAAGAACCUUCCCUUGCUUCACCUCGUGCUUGUUCUGUGUUGUUUACAUUGCUCGGUAGAGAAAGAAUGGCUGAUUAUAUUCUGCUUCUGCUAAACAAUUUACCAGACAAGGAAGAGUUCAGAGAUGUUCGUCUCUACAAUGCCGCCAUUUCUGGGCUUUCAGCUUCUCAAAGGUUUGAUGAUGCUUGGGAAGUGUAUGAAGCAAUGAAUAAGAUCAAUGUUUAUCCGGACAAUGUUACAUGUGCGAUAAUGAUCACAACCAUGAGGAAAGCAGGACGAAGUGCGAAAGAAGUUUGGGAGAUAUUCGAGAAGAUGAGUGAGAAAGGUGUGAAGUGGAGUCAGGAUGUUUUCGGUGGCCUUGUGAAAUCGUUUUGUGACGAAGGGUUAAAAGAAGAAGCUCUUGUGAUUCAAACAGAGAUGGAGAAGAAAGGUAUCCGUUCAAACACGAUUGUGUAUAAUACGUUGAUGGAUGCUUACAACAAGUCCAACCGCAUAGAAGAAGUGGAAGGACUUUUUGAAGAAAUGAAAGCUAAAGGCUUGAAACCUACAGCUGCGACUUAUAACAUUCUUAUGGAUGCUUAUGCUAGAAGGAUGCAGCCUGAUAUUGUUGAGACACUUCUGCGGGAGAUGGAGGAUUUAGGUUUAGAGCCAAAUGUGAAAUCGUACACGUGUUUGAUUAGUGCGUAUGGGAGGACGAAGAAGAUGAGUGAUAUGGCUGCUGAUGCUUUCCUGCGGAUGAAAAAAGUAGGUUUGAAACCUUCUUCACAUUCUUACACAGCUCUUAUUCACGCUUACUCGGUUAGUGGGUGGCACGAAAAAGCUUAUGCUUCCUUUGAAGAGAUGUGUAAAGAGGGGAUUAAACCAUCGGUUGAAACAUACACAUCACUUCUCGAUGCAUUCAGACGAUCUGGUGACACUGAAAAGCUGAUGGAAAUUUGGAAACUAAUGUUGAGAGAAAAAAUCAAAGGGACACGGAUAACAUAUAACACUCUUCUCGAUGGGUUUGCCAAGCAAGGACUCUACAUUGAAGCAAGGGAUGUUGUUUCUGAGUUUAGUAAAAUGGGUUUGCAGCCAAGUGUUAUGACUUACAAUAUGCUGAUGAAUGCCUACGCACGGGGAGGACAAGAUACGAAAUUGCCACAGCUUUUGAAGGAAAUGGCUGCUCUUAACUUAAAACCUGAUUCCUUCACAUAUUCAACCAUGAUCUAUGCGUUUGUUCGUGUUAGAGACUUCAAAAGGGCAUUCUUUUACCACAAGAUGAUGGUUAAAAGCGGGCAAGUACCAGACCCGAGGUCCUAUGAGAAACUUAGGGCGAUUCUGGAAAACAAGGUAAAGACAAAGAACAGAAAGGAUAAGACUGCCAUUCUUGGUUCAUAUAGAGUUUUGGACAUCGAUUACGCAUAUCAGUCCAUAACGCUGCAUGAUCCUCACAUGUCGACCUGCGAAACCAUCGUGCUUGGCGGCAAAGGGAAUGGCUUUGAAGCUGAGGAUUGGAGAGCUCCUUAUUUCAAUCCUACAUCAGAUAAUGUGUUUAUGUUGAUCGGAUGUUCUCCUAAAUCUCCUAUAUAUCAAGGCUUCCCGGAAAAGAAAGUGCCGUGCCGCAACAUCUCUGGAAUGAGCUGCGAAGAAUACAUGUCAUGUCCAGCAUGGGACAUGGUCGGAUACAGACAAGGUAUACAUUCCGGGUCAGGUCCGCCCAUGUGUUGUGCGGUCGGGUUCGAGUCAGUAAAAGCGAUUAAUCUAAGUAAGUUGGAGUGUGAAGGAUACAGUAGUGCAUAUAAUCUAGCACCCUUGAAGCUUAGAGGACCCUCUGAUUGGGCUUAUGGGAUACGUGUUAAGUACGAGCUCCAAGGAAGUGAUGCGUUUUGUCGUGCGUGUGUUGCAACUUCUGGGACUUGUGGUUAUGAUGAAUCUGCUGAUGGUGGAGGGCUUAGACAUGUUUGCAUGUGUGACAACCAUAAUUCCACUACAAACUGUGAUUCAGUUAUACCACCAGCCGGUGCAUCAUCAAGUGUUCGACCAAAAACUAUCGGAUCACUGAUCCUCUACUUCAUAGCAAUGAACAUAGGCUUACAGAGAAGACAAUGAUGAGUUACCCAUUGUUAAUUAAAAUCGAACUAAGACU
This is a messenger RNA of Arabidopsis arenosa, 2845 nucleotides long. NCBI's taxonomy places the organism in Eukaryota, Viridiplantae, Streptophyta, Magnoliopsida, Brassicales, Brassicaceae. The record is from the annotation of a GenBank genome assembly.